CCCACAUAACGAGAGGUUUUGCCUAUAAAUUUCAGUCCCCCAAACUUUAUUAUCUAUCUCAUUUCUUUUUCCUUAAAAAUUAUGAGUAUCCAAAUGAAGUUCCAUCAGCAAACUGUCAAUAGAAUCCAUCUCAAUUCUCCAACUCCAAUGCUCAUUCUCUUUCUCCUUUUCCAGCUUCUUGGUGUAACCAUAUCAUGUCAAGACAUUGCAUCACAUAACUCUUCUCAGCUGAUUUCAAAAGGCAGUGGAGACUAUGACUUCUUUUACCUUGUUCAACAGUGGCAGAUUUCUUUGUGCAAUUUGAAGCCCUGUCAAAAACCAGCAAGACCCACUUUCAGUAUUUAUGGCUUCUGGCCUUCUUCUUAUGGGAUUCCCAAUUGCAAAAUUGGAACAAAAUUUGAUCCUUCAAAGAUGUUGGACCUGAAAAAUGAAUUGGAUAGAGAAUGGCCAUCUCUUGAGGUGGAGGAGAAUGAGGAAAUGUGGAAGAAAGAGUGGGAAAGGCAUGGAAUUUGUUCUGAGCCAUUGCUCUCUCAACAUGCAUAUUUUGAAACUGCUCUCAAGCUUAAACAAACUUUUGAUCUCUUCAUUAUCCUAGCAAACAGAGGAAUUUUUCCAUUUGGAGAGGUGUAUGGCUUAGAAAAUAUAAGUGAUGCCAUUAGAGGUGCAACAGGACAUACUCCACAAGUGGAAUGCAAGUCAUACAAACACAUUCCUUUGCUCUCCAACAUCUUCCUUUGCUUCCAAUACACUGCAACUUCCAUUCAUAUUGUGGACUGCCCUCUCAUAAGAAGAUGCAAUUUCCAAGCAAUCCUUUUCCCUUUUGAUCUAUUUGGUCCGUCUUAGAAACUCAAAAUCCACUCUGUAAUGGCACCAGAAAACAAUCCCCAUCUAUUUCUGUUUCUCCUAUCAACUUUUUGGUGUUUUAUUAAUGGCUAUCUACAAGGAAUUUACACUGUUCUAAUUUUAG
Benincasa hispida (wax gourd) is the source of this 967-nucleotide messenger RNA. Its product is annotated as ribonuclease 3-like. Gene Ontology annotation, biological process: RNA catabolic process. The record is from RefSeq and is a predicted model, not a curated record. Lineage: Eukaryota; Viridiplantae; Streptophyta; Magnoliopsida; Cucurbitales; Cucurbitaceae. Gene Ontology annotation, cellular component: extracellular region. Gene Ontology annotation, molecular function: ribonuclease T2 activity; RNA binding.